AGGCGCACUGUCAUCUGUCCCACGCGCGCCAGUUCCCCUCCCGCUGCCGCCACCACCACCGACGCCGACGCCGCACACCAUGGCCCUACGACAUCGCCGCGGGAACAUCGAGGUCACGAACGCCAGCAUUGCUGUCGACCUCUCCACCAAGAAGACGUACGAGGAGAAUGUCUUUCUCUUCGUGCCCAACCUCAUCGGCUACACGCGAGUGAUACUCGCCGCCGUGAGUCUACACUACAUGAGCUACCACCCCAAGUACAGCACGGUCGCAUACGUUGUGUCAGCACUCCUCGAUGCAUUCGACGGCAUGGCCGCUCGGGCGAUGGGCCAGUCCUCCAAAUUCGGCGCCGUCCUAGACAUGGUCACGGAUAGAUGCGCAACAUCAUGUCUGCUAUGCUACCUCACCCUCGCGUACCCCGAAUACGCGCUUGUCUUCCAGUUCCUCAUCGCUCUCGACUUCUCCUCGCACUACAUGCAUAUGUAUAGCUCACUCGCCACCGGAAACUCGAGCCACAAGACCGUUCAGAGCUCCGUCAGCCGCAUCCUCUCUUUGUACUAUAGCGCACGCAUGCUCUUUAUAAUCUGCGCCGGCAACGAGCUCUUCUUCGUCGCCCUCUACCUCAUGAAAUGGGUCCACACGCCCAUCGGCUUCGGCUACUACCCCGCCCUCCCCUACGCGGCCGCGCUCACGCAGCUCACCUGGCCGCAGCUCAUCGCGCUGCUCUCCUUCCCCAUCUGCGCGCUCAAGAAUGUGAUCAAUAUCGUCCAGUUGUGGAAGGGCUCCAAGAUCCUCGUCUCCAUCGAUCUGCUCGAGCGCGCCGAGAAGCACUUCGAGGCGGAGAAGAAGAAGGAGAAGUUGGGGGAUGGGAGGUCAUAGGUGUUGAGGAAGUUGUAGGAGCGUGCGUGGUCCAGGAUCCGACCGCUCCACCGCUUCAACAGCCACGCGCCCGAUAGCUGAUAGCUUCUCGCGCUACGAGGCGUGCCUCCUGGCCUCGCGUGGCAAAGACGUGCAGGAGAGAACAUCAGUCCGUGCAUAUAUUGUACUGUGCCAUGCGCGGAGCAGGGGCGGAUAGCCGUACGCUAUAUAUUUUGCUGUGUAAUACACAUAAUAAUCGUCCUUGUCGCUC
Molecule: messenger RNA, 1127 nt
Organism: Schizophyllum commune H4-8
Lineage: Eukaryota; Fungi; Basidiomycota; Agaricomycetes; Agaricales; Schizophyllaceae
Product: CDP-diacylglycerol--inositol 3-phosphatidyltransferase
Exons: 5
Coding region: 80-877 (265 amino acids)
Biological process (GO): phosphatidylinositol biosynthetic process
Cellular component (GO): Golgi apparatus; membrane
Molecular function (GO): CDP-diacylglycerol-inositol 3-phosphatidyltransferase activity
Source: RefSeq, a predicted model, not a curated record